This is a messenger RNA of Onthophagus taurus, 2335 nucleotides long. RefSeq lists its product as uncharacterized. Lineage: Eukaryota; Metazoa; Arthropoda; Insecta; Coleoptera; Scarabaeidae. The record is from RefSeq and is a predicted model, not a curated record.
UAAAAAGGAGAAAAUGGGGCUAAUUGUUUCGAAAUUAGAAAAAACACCCGCACUGAUGGAGGAAUUUUUAUUCCUCAUAAUGAACACGAUGGGUAACUUUAUUGGGAACUAUAUUGAGGUUGCUGAUAUCCUACUGUUUUUUGAUGGUCCUGAAAUGAUGAAUCGUUGUGAGGCAAGUCUCCAACGCCACAUAUCAGCUCGUAAACGGGCUUUUCGAUCAGAACUCCGCAAAUAUCAAGAAAAUCACCGAAACUGCCAGUGCCAGGUUUGCAUGACAAGGGCAAUGUGUAAUAUUAACGAAAUGCAGGAAUACUGGAUUCAUUUUGAAGAAGUACUGCAUAAUAUGUGUGAAAAUGAGACGAUGGAAAUAGAGGCAGUUACCUUGAUGGGCAUCCUAAUAGAUUUUUACUUUUCCUUACAAUUUGAUUUGCCCAUAUGUUGCAGGCGUAAAGACAAAAACAGCGUUAUUCGCAAAUCCAUCGAAGAAGAUUUGUUACAACCAUUACGAGUUUUAUUGGAAAAAGGAAAAAAAGAGAAGAAAAAGGCUGAACCGUCCAAAAUGACUCAAGGAACUAAAUCGUUUGAACUCCCAAAAACGUCAGAAUCGAAAUCACCGCCGAGGCAUGAUAAACGGAAGAAGCAACGAAGCAACAUAUCAUUGAGCCCCACUUGUGGACUCCCAAAAGCACCCCAAUCUACGUCACCUAGGAAAUUUCAAAUAAGUGCCGGAGAUCCAACACCGUCUACUUCACAAAUGUUCAUGCAAGAAGAGCGAGAUGUGGAACUUGAUCCAGCUGCAGCCGAAGAGGAACCAAGCGAGGUUGUCCUCAAAAUGGUCAAAAAAGGAGGAGUUUACAUCCCAGCCAAUUUCGAUGACCUCCCCGACGAAUUAAAAAGUGUAUUUAGAAGAAUCGAGGAGGCAGCGAAAAUAAUGGCAGAUGCGCCUCCGAGCACUCCAAAAUCUCCUGUAAAAUCACCAAAACCUAAGAAAACGACCAAAGUAUUAAGAGAUCCUGUUUUGAUCAUUCCACCACCACCUCAAAAGAAAAUCCAAGUAAUACCACAGGAAGUUCAAGAAGCCAUGGAUGUUUUUCCAAAAAUGCAUCAUCACAGCUUAUCCUCUCAACCUUCCAGUGUGAGGCUGACAGAACCCGAUCCCGAAAGAAUUAAAUUGGAAGACUUAAUGGCAUCAGGUUCUUUCAAAAAGCAUAAACAACCCGAAAAUCCAUUCAAAUUAACACAAAAAAGACAGGCAGAGAGGGUAAAAUUAUCACAUGCUCUACAUAGAUCAUCUUCCAUCGAAAAGCUUCCUUCAGAAUUUCCUGACGAUGAACCAAUUAUGCCAUUUAAAUUACAACCUCCUCAACCAAAAUCCCCUCCUGGUGCAAAGCAACCGGACACCACCAAACUUUUAAAAGACGAAUUGGAUAAAACAACCAUCGGGAAGAAACUUUUUGAAACCGUUUUUGGAGUUCAAGAUGAUGACAAAAUCUUUAAACUUGAAGAAUUGAUGAAAUUAGAGCAAGAACCCCAAUCUGCUCCAAUUCCAAAGGAGACACAAAGAGAAGAGGAAAAAAUUAGCUUCGAUCAGAACGACGAAAAAGAUGUUUCCGAAUAUUCAGAUGAAGAUGAGGAAGAAGAAACGAGUUACGACGAAGAACUCGAAGAGGAUACUCCACCGGAUUCUCCGAAAACACCACCACCUGGUGGUUCAGACUCCGGUUCAUAUUUUACAGCUGUUUCAAGCACAACAACAAUCUCUUCACACAAAAAAGAUAAGAUAAAUAAAGGUGAUGAUGUUGUCGAAAAAGAAUCUAAAGAUACUUCAACUUUAAAGUAUAAUCUGUUGGAUAUCUUUAAAAAGCCUUCUCAAUUUAAUCCUUGGAAAAGUAAAUCGCAGGCAGGACACUCGAUUAGUAAAAUUAGCAAACCUUCAGCGUCAAGGAAGUUCAGAUUUCCUCCCAACAGAAAACUUCCUUCAAUAUUACCAUUAUUUCAACAAUAUCCUACCAUAGCAGAAGACCCCACUAGUGAAGAUUUUGAAAAUGAACAAAAGUUGAUGAUGGAACAAACGAAAAAGAAACGUGAUUAAGAUAUUUUUAUAAGAAGUUAGAUUUAAUAAUUGUAAUAAUAAGUUAUUGAUCUCAUAAGUUCUCGAUACUGUAAUAAGUUAAUCCGAUAUGUUCCUAAUAUUGUAAUAAUUUUUUGAUACUAAAUAAGUUUUUGAUAUUAUAAUGAAGUACUACAAAUAAGUUUGCAAUAAUAUAAUAAGUUCUUGAUGUUAUAAUAAGCUAUUAACAAUUUACCGAUGUUUCAUAUAGGUGUUUAAUUUUGU